UUUCCGAGAAACAGAUUAAAGUUUGUUGAUCAUUUGGGAGAAGGAAAGUUUGGUAGAGUUUACAAGGCUGAGGCAUUAAGUAUCUGUAAAAGUGGUAAAUGGGAAACAGUUGCUGUAAAAAUGUGGAAAGAUACUGCAACUGAUGGGGAAAAGGAAGAUUUUUACCACGAGUUAAUGAUCGUCAAGAAAAUAACCCAUCAUCCAAAUGUUGUUUCAUUCUUGGGAACCUCAAAAGCUCAAGGUUCUGAUUCGGUGUUGAUGAUUAUGGAGUAUGUACCAGCAGGUGAUUUGUUAAAAUUCUUAAGAAAUAAAAGAACAUAUUAUAAUCAAAUAGAACUAGUCAAUAAAACAAGUGAUGAACGUGUGGAACCAGCGCAGUCGAACGGAAGCAUAAAUGGAGGCUUAAGUGGCGAGAACAGCUUCACAACUUCUCGACAAACCGAAUUUUCAACUUUUCAGCCCGAUUUAACACCAAAAGAUUUACUUUGUUUUAGUCAUCAGAUUGCAAAAGGUCUUAAUCAUAUUGCAUCGUUAAAGAUAGUACAUAGAGAUGUUGCAGCACGAAAUGUACUGGUUGGCGAAAAUAAUAUCUGUAAAAUUUCCGAUUUUGGAUUGGCACGAGAUAUUGAAGGCUCUGAUGAAUAUGAAAGAACCACAAAGGGACCCUUGCCAAUACGAUGGAUGUCAAUAGAAUCAUUAAGAGAUAAUGUUCAUUCUACCAAAUCAGAUGUAUGGUCUUAUGGUGUUUGUUUGUGGGAAAUAGCAACAUUCGGUGCAAGUCCUUAUCCUGGUAAAUCAGCCAAAAUGGCAAUGGAAAGUAUAUUAUCUGGGGAGAAUUUGUCAUGUCCAAGUCAUUGUAAACACGAGUUCUAUGCCAUUAUGGAAAGUUGUUGGACUACGGAUCCUAUAAAUCGACCAAAUUUUGAAGAUUUAGUUCAUAAAUUAGAAGAAAUGUUGGAGGCUGAAGGGGAAUAUAUGAUGCUUGAUUGUUUUGAUGAAGGGAUUUAUUGUGUUAUAGACGAGACUCCUUCAGAUGAAAGGGCUUGA
This is a messenger RNA of Lottia gigantea (owl limpet), 1047 nucleotides long. RefSeq lists its product as hypothetical. Gene Ontology annotation, molecular function: transmembrane receptor protein tyrosine kinase activity; ATP binding. Gene Ontology annotation, biological process: cell surface receptor protein tyrosine kinase signaling pathway; multicellular organism development; protein phosphorylation. Gene Ontology annotation, cellular component: signaling receptor complex. The annotation marks the transcript as partial. The transcript has 7 exons. The record is from RefSeq and is a predicted model, not a curated record. NCBI's taxonomy places the organism in Eukaryota, Metazoa, Mollusca, Gastropoda, Lottiidae.